GGCGGCGCAGCCACGAGAGCCCACGAGACGUGUCCCUCCACAAAAACCAUCGCCCACGACCCGCCGCCCCGCCGCGCCGAUACCGCUCGCUCCCGACCGCGGCGAGCCCCACCCAAAGCCAAGCAGCAGCCAUGGCGCGGCACCUCGCGCCUUCCUCGGGAAGCCUCCACCGCCUCCUCGCGUCCCGCCACUACCCUCCCUCCUCCCAGGCGCCGCCUCCCCGCCCGCUCCUCCUCCCGAAGCCCCUAUCGGCGGCUAUGCAGCUCCAGCGACGCGGGCGGCGCGGUGUCGUCAUCGCCGCCGCAGCCGCCUCCCCGCCGUCCCCAUCUUCUCCGCGGACGGAGGUGGCGGAGGGGCCUGCCUGGGGGAAGGUCUCCGCUGUGCUCUUCGACAUGGACGGCGUGCUCUGCAACAGCGAGGAGCCCUCGCGGCAGGCUGGCGUCGACGUCUUCGCGGAGAUGGGCGUCGAGGUCACCGUGGAUGAUUUCGUCCCCUUCAUGGGCACUGGUGAGGCGAAUUUCCUUGGAGGUGUCGCAAGAGUAAAAGGAGUAAAAGAUUUCAAUCCUGAAAUUGCCAAAAAGAGAUUUUUUGAGAUAUAUCUUGACAAGUAUGCAAAGCCAAAUUCUGGCAUUGGUUUUCCUGGGGCAUUGGAGCUCAUCAUGGAGUGCAAAAAUGCCGGUCUUAAGGUUGCUGUUGCAUCCAGCGCUGAUAGGAUUAAGGUGGAUGCAAAUCUGGCUGCUGCUGGUUUGCCUGUGUCUCUAUUUGAUGCCAUUGUUUCUGCUGAUGCAUUUGAAAAUUUGAAGCCUGCCCCGGACAUAUUCCUGUCGGCAUCAAAGAACUUAGGUGUUGACACAAGUGAGGUUGUGUGGAGACAGGCGGCGAAGGUGGAACUGCGAUGGUCGGCGAAGUGCAUUGUGAUAGAAGAUGCGCUUGCUGGUGUUCAAGCUGCAAAAGCUGCGGAAAUGAGGUGUAUCGCUGUGACGACUACUCUAGAGGAAGAUGCAUUACAACAAGGCAGUCCCUCGCUCAUAAGAAAGAACAUUGGAGAUGUUUCAAUUAACGACAUUUUUUAUGGUGGUUCUAAUGCUCGCCACAUUAAUGCAGAUGAUGGGGCAGAAAGUUCUGAGAAUAGUAGUUCCAUAGGAAAUGCUUCACCUGAGAGUCUGAAUGGGGCAACUAAUGCUGGAUUAUCUGGCACAAAAAGUUCUCCAAUCUCAAAAACUGAAGGGUUGUUGGGUUCUCGACGGGAAAUAUUGAGAUAUGGAAGUCUGGGAGUAGCCGUUUCCUGUCUUUUUGUUGCAGCCAGAAAUUGGAAGGCAAUGCAGUUUGCAUCUCCCAAAGGGCUGCUGAAUUUUUUCGUGGGUGGAAAUAGUUCAAUUUUUGUUAAUAAUGAAGGAGAUUCACUGUCAUCAAGAGCUCAACAAAUAAAGAAGUAUUUAGCUGAUUUUGAAUUUGGGGGUUCUGCCACAUAUGCUCCUGAGUUUCCACGAAAGCUUGACUGGUUGAAUACGGCCCCGCUUCAGUUUGGAAGAGAUUUAAAAGGAAGGGUGGUACUGCUGGAUUUUUGGACCUAUUGCUGCAUCAACUGCAUGCAUGUCUUGCCAGACCUGGAGUUUGUAGAGAAGAAGUAUAAAGACAAACCUUUCACUGUUGUUGGUGUGCACUCUGCCAAAUUUGAUAAUGAAAAAGACCUUGAUGCUAUUCGUAAUGCAGUUCUGCGCUACAAAAUUACUCACCCGGUUGUAAAUGAUGGUGACAUGUACUUGUGGAGAGAACUCGGUGUGAACUCUUGGCCUACAUUUGUUCUUAUUGGACCCAACGGAAAGGUUCUAGCACAGAUAUCAGGCGAAGGUCAUAGAAAGGAUCUUGAUGAUGUAGUUGGUGCAGCACUUGAAUUUUAUGAAGACAAGAAAUUAUUACGGAAUGAUCCCCUUCCAUUGGCAUUGGAGAAGGACAAGGAUAGUCGUUUACUAACUUCACCUCUAAAAUUUCCUGGGAAACUUGCACUUGAUGUGGAAAACAAUCGAGUAUUUAUAUCAGACAGUAAUCAUAAUCGAAUUGUGGUGACCAAUUUGGAAGGGCAGUUCAUAUGCCAAGUUGGGAGUUCUGAAGAGGGACUGCUUGAUGGCCCAUUUGAUGCUGCCCUAUUUAACCGCCCUCAGGGUCUUUCUUAUAAUUCCAAAAAGAAUAUCUUAUAUGUUGCAGACACUGAGAACCAUGCACUGCGAGAGAUUAAUUUUGUGGAUGAGACUGUGAGAACACUAGCUGGAAAUGGGACUAAAGGCUCUGAUUACAAAGGAGGAGGUCAAGGAACUGAUCAGGUCCUAAAUUCGCCAUGGGAUGUCUGCUAUGAUCCGUCACAGGAGACUGUUUAUAUUGCAAUGGCUGGGCAGCACCAAAUCUGGAAGCACAACAUCCGUGAUGGUGUAACCAAUGUUCUUAGUGGUGAUGGCUACGAGAGAAAUUUAAAUGGCUCAAGUGCCUUCAGAACAUCAUUUGCACAACCUUCUGGGAUUUCAUUGGCUCCUGGAAUCAUUAUCACAGAAUUGCAGGAGUUAAUUGUUGCUGAUAGUGAAAGCAGUUCCAUUCGAGCUGUUAAUCUGAAAACAGGAGGCUCAAGAUUGCUAGCUGGGGGAGAUCCAGUAUUUCCAGAAAAUUUGUUUAGGUUUGGAGAUUAUGAUGGGACUGGCUCAGAUGUGCUCCUCCAACAUCCAUUGGGUGUUGUAUAUGCCAGCGACAAUCAAGUAUAUGUAGCCGAUUCGUACAAUCACAAGAUAAAAAGGCUAGAUCCUGUCACGAGAAAAGUUACAACUGUUGCUGGUACUGGACGCGCAGGAUACAAGGAUGGUCCUGGCUUGUCAGCUCAACUUUCUGAGCCAGCAGGACUUGUUGAAGUUGGAGAUGGAAGGCUUCUUGUAGCAGAUACAAAUAACAACGCGAUCAGAUAUAUAGCUCUUAGUGAGAAAGGUGCAGAGGUGAAGACACUAGAUUUGAUUGGCGUGCAGCCGCCGUCACCAAAACCAAAGACAUUGAAACGCCUAAGACGGCGGCUAUCAGUAGACACAGAUGUUAUUAAUGUUGAUGGUGGUUCUUCAAUGGAAGGAUUCUUGUCUCUUGCAAUUACAGUACCUGAUGGUUACCAUUUCUCCAAGGAAGCUCGCAGUAAAUUUGAUGUGGAAACAGAGCCAGCUAAUGCAAUUGAGAUUGAGCCGGCAAAUGGUUUUCUAGACUCCGAAGGGCUGGCAUCGCUGAAGUUCAAAAGGAUAUCAUCGUCGUCGUCAUCGAUGGGAAGGAUAAACUGCAAGGUCUACUACUGUAAAGAAGAUGAAGUUUGUCUAUAUCAAUCCGUUGCUUUUGAUGUCCAAUUCCAUGAAGGGACAGAGCCCAGUCCUGCGCAAAUUACUUUAUCCUAUUCUGUGACUCCAAGAGAUAAUUCAGGUGGUGCGCAAUUAAUUGCAGGUAGAAAGAAUGCCAAGGUAUAGUCAGAUUCACGUUGUUAAGUUUACUUGUGUCGUUGUAUUUAUUGUCAAUUCCUUGAAGAAAAUGUAUAUAUAAUCAAUUUGGCUCCAGGCCCGCUAUGCUAAGUGGGGGGUUGCCUUUUUUUUGGCCAAAGUUCCAGCUAAUUUCCCUUGUAUGUUGUAUAGCUGACAUGCUUCUUGUAACCCAGCUGCAUUGUUUUUGCAAGUCUUAUGUCUCCCUUUGCUGGGCAACAAAAUUAAUAGAUUAGGAUGUUGUAGUUCAUUGAUUGCUUGGAACACUGUAUGGAGUCCAUUUGAUGGAAUCCUGUUAAGUCUAAUAAUUGAUGAACGUUUGGUUGCAUUGAACAAA
Molecule: messenger RNA, 3828 nt
Organism: Panicum virgatum (switchgrass)
Lineage: Eukaryota; Viridiplantae; Streptophyta; Magnoliopsida; Poales; Poaceae
Product: protein SUPPRESSOR OF QUENCHING 1, chloroplastic
Exons: 29
Coding region: 132-3482 (1116 amino acids)
Molecular function (GO): protein binding
Source: RefSeq, a predicted model, not a curated record